Messenger RNA from Prorocentrum cordatum, 1491 nucleotides. Lineage: Eukaryota; Dinophyceae; Prorocentrales; Prorocentraceae. The record is from the annotation of a GenBank genome assembly.
AUGGGCUGCAGCGCCUCGUCGGCGCCCGGCGCCCCCUCGCCGGCGCCCGCGCCGGCGAGGGCCAGCAGCGGCGGCGCAGGCGUGGUCUUCCAGUUCAAGUGCCCCCACUGCACGACCGUCCUGCAGGUCUCCACCGCGGGCGCGAACGUGCAGUGCCCGAUCUGCGAGAAGGUGAGCCGGGUGGAGUGUCCGCCCCCGCCAGCUCCGUUCAACCCGCCGGCGAGAAAGUCACUCAGGCAGAUGCGCUCGACGAGGUCGUUCAGGACGGGGGAAAAGACGCGCGACAUGAUCCAGGGGUGCAUGGACGACAUCACCAGGAGGCCAUGCAAGUUCGGCCUCAAGUGCUAUCGACGGAACGCCGAGCACCUGGACCAGUUUCUCCACCCCGACAACGAAGACUAUUCACUCUCGUUGUGGAAGUUCCGCGAUUGUCGUGGCGAGUUCUUGACGCUGCAGCAGUGCAUGAAGUUCAUGGACCCCUUCGACAAGGGCAUCGUGGACGACAAGGAGCUGCUGGGCGAGCUGCUGAAGCACCUCCAGGGGGACGGGGCUCCCGCGGGCGACGACCUCCAGGAGAUCGCCGCCCCGCCCGGCAGCGGCAUCGGGGCCAUCUGGACCUCCAUCGACGACGACGGCAACGGCUUCGUCUCCUUCGCCGAGUUCAUCGAGGAUUGGGCCACCGAGUUCGGGCUCGGGCUGCCCGUGGGGCUGGACGAGCAGAACGGCGGCUCCAGCGGGUCGUCAUGUGCUGGCCUGAAGUGCGGCUACCCGGGCUGCACCACUGGCAGGGACCGAGACGGCAUGCCGUGCAUCAGCUUCAAGCCGACCAGGAAUGGGCCCUCGUACAUGUGCAGAUGCAGGCACAAGCGCUCGGUGCACUUCGUGCAGGACAGCUUGACGGAGAUCCAGGUGCCGGAGUACUGGAAGACGGCCGCGUCGCAGGACGCGGACGCGGCCGCGGCGGAAUUGGCGGAGUGGGUGGACGUCUCGGACCAGAAGCACCACUUCCAGGCGCUGAUGGACAACUCCUACAAGAAGGUCUGGACCCGCGACCGGGGUCGGACCGACGACGGCAAGCAGAAGCGCGUGCCGUCGGGCUACGUCGUCAUCUCGGUCCAGAGGAAUGAGAAUAAGAAGUUCUGUUCAUGUUUUUGCAAUCGUUUCUUCCUCCAUCGUCGCCACCAACGUGCAGAGGUUAGGCGCGGAGGAUCCAAGCUUCAAGGCGUACGAGGUGAAGACAACGCAGGAGAAGCGUCAGCCGCAACGUCGCCGCGAUCAUCGGAGGGCCCCUCGAGCAGAACUGCAACGAGUGGCUGCUGUGGCACGGCACGACGCUGGAGGGGGCCCGCCAGAUCUGCGACGAGGACUUCAAGCAGAGGUACGCAGGCAGUGCCACUGGCACGCUGUACGGCAAGGGGACGGGGGCCCGGCGGGCUUCGCCGAGAGCGUCACGAAGGCCGACGAGUACGCCAAGGAGGCGAAAGAACAUGA